Podospora pseudocomata is the source of this 1348-nucleotide messenger RNA. RefSeq names its product Mitochondrial inner membrane protease atp23 (gene ATP23). Gene Ontology annotation, molecular function: metalloendopeptidase activity. The transcript is spliced from 2 exons. Gene Ontology annotation, biological process: mitochondrial protein processing; mitochondrial proton-transporting ATP synthase complex assembly. Bases 400 to 1218 code for a protein of 272 amino acids. The record is from RefSeq and is a predicted model, not a curated record. Lineage: Eukaryota; Fungi; Ascomycota; Sordariomycetes; Sordariales; Podosporaceae.
CCCUUUUUCCCCUUCCCUCUUCUUUGCUUGGGCAAUCCUCGAGAGUCAAAAUGUUUGUUUGGUGUUGGAUGAUUGGUCCGAUGUCGGGAGGAGGGGCAGCCCGGGCGGUGACUCCAUACACCGACGCCUUUUGACCACGCCCUUUGAAAGUUACCGAGCAAUUAUUCUGCCCCUCUGUCUCACCGCCUGCUCGGGACUGAAAGCAGCGAACAAGGUUCUCCAGCUCAACAGGCCUUGGCAGCUCAGUUCCUGGGCAAAGAACCAGGGGCGCAUUUCCAUUUCGAACAGCUUGUGAUAUCGAGAUCACAUUUCAAGAUAUCUCGCCUUUUUCUACGCGCCAACACACCGAAAUUCCAAUUGGACCUAUUCAGCUUCGCAAAUCCAAUUCCCCAAUUCAUCAUGUCCUCCCAACCACCACCACAACCAUCACCACCCACCACCACCACCACAUCCCCAGACCCAGCCGCCUCAUCCACCCCCCCAUCACAACCACAACAACCCCCCGGCUACCUCACCAACGACCCCAAACGCACAGGCUACGACCCCUCCCUAGCCUGGUACUUCAACUACUUCCGCAUCCUCACCGGCCGCGUCACCCGCGAAGGCAUCGAGCAUUACCGCGAGGACCGCUACAAAGCCAACGAAGCCCGCGACUGCGCCCGCUGCGAAGCAGACCGCGACUGGCUCUUCCAGCACUCCCCCGUCGUCCGCUACCUCCGCGAAAAAGCCGCCGCCCUCAACGGCGACCUCGGCCCUCACAACGUCGUCUGCCGUCGCUGCCCGGGGAGAAUAGCCGAAGAUGGCACCGUGGUUCGUCAGACGGGAGGUUUCAGCCCAGAUCACGGAAUCCUCCUGUGCGCAAAUGAGUUCAGAGACAGGAGUCAUCUGGAGGACACACUGGCGCAUGAGAUGGUGCAUGCGUGGGAUCAUCUCAGGUGGAAGGUGGAUUGGAUGGGGGGUAUGGAUUUGAAGCACGCGGCUUGUACAGAGAUCAGAGCCUCCAUGCUCAGCGGUGAAUGCCGCUGGACGCGAGAAACCAUAACCCGAGGAAACUGGACCCUCACCCAACAAUUCCAAAACUGCGUCCGGAUGCGAGCCAUCCAAUCCGUCAUGAACAGACCAACGUGUAAAGACGAUGUCCAAGCCACCAAAGUCGUCAACCAAGUCUGGGACUCUUGUUUCAACGACAAGAGACCGUUUGAAGAAAUCUACAGGUAAAACAUCUCGUAAAUGUAGAAAAGAAAUUGUAAUAAAAAAAAAGGAUUAGAAUUAAACACACAACUCCCCGCUACGCUAUGCAAUUGUUUAACCAGUGAAUCAAGAGGACAAAACCCCCCUUCCCUUUCCC